Paramuricea clavata is the source of this 1859-nucleotide messenger RNA. Lineage: Eukaryota; Metazoa; Cnidaria; Anthozoa; Malacalcyonacea; Plexauridae. The record is from the annotation of a GenBank genome assembly.
AUGUUACUAUUUGUUCGCUUUCAGGGAAAGGCUGGUAUUUGCCGUAUUUCUGAUUGUCCGCAAUUUGGCAAAUUUUUGAAAAGGCUUGACAACCACUUGCUAGCUUCCCAUCCUGGUGUUACGAGGGGCGAGAAUGACAACAAACCCCUAAAAUUGACGCUGGUGAAUAAAACCCGUGUGAAGUGCCUAUUACGUGGCUGUGAAAAGGAGGUGAUUCACUUUAAACAGCAUUUAAAGAACAGACAUAAGAUGGGGAUGGAAGAUUACGUUAAGAUAAUCUCUGAAAAGGAAGCAGGGAUUUUUUACGAGUCUUCUACAUCGUCCCAGUCUCUCACGACAUCCGAAAUACCUGGAUCCACCCAUUCUACACCCGAAUCACUUGCACCUGUUCAAUAUCCGUCACCCUCCUUUACCCCUGAAUCACCCGCAUUCACUGUUUCCUCUUUUAACUUAUCUUCACCUUCUGAAUACCCAAUACCCCCGAGUCCUCCACCAUCACACAGAAUUUUCAAUGCAGAUGAGCACGAAAUCCGGGAAUUAGCUGAUGACGAGUUUUCCUUUGAGAGAUUCUGCUACCUGAAGCACCAAACAACACAUUAUGGUUUAUUAGCCAUGUGUUCGCAUUUGAGAGCACACUCAAUGUCUAACUUUUAUGCCUCUUGUAUCCGUAGAGAUAUCUUUGGCGAGAUCUCUUUACAAACAUUGACGGAGAUAUAUCAGUACAGAAGAUAUCUCGUUGCCUUUUAUCGUAAAGCGAAAUAUGCGUGUUACCCAUUUGACAUAAAGGAUCUCAUAAUUGGCAACUGCUUGGCAUGUGGGACGACUAAAAACGAAGAUUGUGAAUGCCCAGUUGCUACGGAUGAUUUUUACAAAGCAGCAAAAGUCUAUUGUUGUCCAGAAAUCUACAGUUGCAAAAGAUGCCUUUCUCCACAUGGGAAAGGGUGUGGCGUGCAUACAGAUUGCAUAGACUUUUACCACUGUAAGAUAUGCAACGAAAGUAACAAGACCAGAAACGAGUUACAAGCGAAAUAUCCCUCAAUAUAUGGACGUCAUGUUGGUUUGGGUAGAGGAUAUUCUGUGCCUUUAUAGUUUAUAUUAGCGAGCUUAAGAUGCAUCAAAUCUACGACGCGGACGUGACAAUAAAAACCGUUGCUAAUGUUUGGAAUCCAGUUUCAUUUUGCUUCACUUGUGUCUCUGACUUUGUUUACCAACUGGAGGCCACAAAUCUUAUUCAUGUAGUGAAACUGUGGGAAUAGUUUCUUUUUUCUUCACGUCCGCGUCGUAGAUUUGGUGCAUCUUAAGCUCACUAUUACGUGUGAAGGAAUUACAAGUCACUGGCGUGGUUUCGAAACGUCGAAGUUCUAUUUUUGCUGGUAGUUAUAGUCUAUAUACAGUAUAUAUAGAUAAACUUAUAGAUAGAUAAACUUUAUUUAAACACGCUAACUAUACACAGGAUUUAUGCAUGUACAAUGUUUUGAUGUUUUGUACUCAGGUGAAUACACUCUUUGUGUUUUUUAUGUUACUCUGAGUUUGUAUCAACGCCCGCCAGACUGAAAACUUUUGCCUGGCCACAGUGGUAUCCCAAAAGUCGCGAAUUCGAUACCGAUGCCGUACCUAUAUAGGCAAAAAUGUUUCAGCCUGUCUGCGUGGAUGCACACUCAGAGUAACAAAAAAACUUGCGCCAACUAUAAGUCAAUGCGAUACAGUAUUGUCAUUUACUGUUAGUAUUUUAAUUAACACGUGUAAAUAAUACAACAAGGAACUCCGUUAUACUGUACAUUUCGCCCUCCCCCCUGCUAACGUAAUAAUACUAUCACGCACAAUAUAUAUAUAUAUAUAUAUAUAUAUAUAUAUAUAUA